Spirodela intermedia is the source of this 9888-nucleotide messenger RNA. NCBI's taxonomy places the organism in Eukaryota, Viridiplantae, Streptophyta, Magnoliopsida, Alismatales, Araceae. The record is from the annotation of a GenBank genome assembly.
AUGGCGGAGAUCGAGGAGCUCAGGGCGAAGGCCAUCGCUUCCAUGAACGCCAGCGGAAAUUCUAAAUCUAAACCGAAGGGAAAGCCCACUGAGUUGGGGAAAGAAGGCGAAGUCCCCUCAGACGAGGUCCCUACUCCCCGUAGCAUCUCUAUUGGGCGAAUUUUGGAUGAUUCUUAAAGAUAGCUUGGCAUCCCGAAAUUUUCGUUUAUUCGGCGAUUUCCCUCCAUUUGGUCUCGUUCAUGUGUUAUCAUAUACACGCAAACUAUCUCCUAGAAUCUCCUCUUUACACUUCAAUCAUGUUUUCGUAGGGUCUCCUAGAGUAUACCCAUGUUGCAGAGAAACAGCAGUGGAAGUAUGUCAUGAGACAGUUGAAGUUUCACGAGAAUAGAAAAUAUAUUGGAGAUAGGCGUAAAAAAUCCUUGCUCUUAUCCAAACAUUUGUGUCCCAAUUUCUAUGCUUGCAUAGUGGCAUGAAAAUGGAAAUGCCUUUUGACGUAUGUCCUUGGCCUCUUUUUCUCGAGUUUUCUGAACGGUUAUAAGUUACGUCAGAGUCGGAAUUAUUCUAUUAAAUUUUUCACCAUCUCAGGUUUGCGUUCAUUAUUGAGUUGACCAUCCUUAUUCCCGUAAUCGUAAAGAUUUCACCAAAGAGGCAUUGAAAAAGUUACAUAAUUUUGUUAAAGAUAAAACUGUGAAGCCCUAUCGAAAGGCAAAUAUCUAUAUUGUGGGGCCAUUGAAUCAAUCGAUUCUUCAUUCUUCAGAUGUGAUACUGCCAUCGACUUCUUUGCUGUUUUUCAAGUGAAAUCAUGGACUGUGGAGAUCAACCAAAGUAGUAUCCUUGUGAAAUGAUGAAUGUCUAAUUGGAGGAACGGUUGAAAGAGUGGAAUGUGAUUCUUCUGGCUUUUCGACCGGCUAUCCACUUCCAAUGAUAGAAAACUAAUAAGCAGCCUACGGCACUUGUUACAACUACUAUUGUAUUCUAAGAACAAUGUAUCGACUCGAGUAUUAUAUGGUAUUGUAGAUCAUCUAAGCAGUAGAUAUUUUAUAUUUUUCGCUUAUAUAAACGUAUAACACUAUUAACAAUCUGCGCUCCUUCAUUUUUAGUGAAACAUGCAUUUGCCAUAUAUAAAAUAUACGUUCUAUCUACUUCAAAAUAAACAUUAUUCAUGGAGACAGCCUGACGGUUCUGAUUGUAAACUAUUUGUCAAGCACCCUGCAUAAUGAUGUCAAGCAGCCUACCAUUCCAUUUCUUUCCCAACCCUGAGUUAGCCCUGUGUUAUAUUUUUAUUCAUUGGUAAGUAUUUUAUUGUUGUUGACCAGGAUGUGUUAUGUUGCUCUGGUGCUCUCUCAAUCAUUGAUACAUCAGUUAAAGCUACUCAUCCCAGCUUGAAGGGCAGACAGAGGAAAAGGUUAAGGUCAGGGACAGGCAUGUCCUUUUUAUCAGGUAUAGCCCCCUUCCCUGUUUUAGUGUUUCUUGCAUCAUCUGUUGAAUGUUAUUUACAUGUGCCGUUUUGUGUUAUGCCACUAUAAUCUGCAUAUUAAAUAUUAGACGAGAUAUUCCACGAAAAUGGAUGAGUAAAGACUAUGAUUUUUUUUAGAUUUUUUCUUCAAGUCGACUAUUUCAUUGGAAAAAUCGUUGAGAAAUGCUGGAGAUUUACUGGUUGCAUGAUUUGGAUACAGAGAAGUGCUACUGUGGGUGGAAAAUGAGCGAAUGGUAGGGGCCGCCUGGCAAGGGAGGGAAAUCGUAGAGACUAGUUAGCAAUAGAAAAGGAUGCCAUUGAUAGUGAUAGUGUUGCUGGCGGGAGAGAGUAGUAUUGUUCGGGAGGAAUAAAAGAGUCUGUUUCUGGGAAGAUAAAAGUGAAGAUGAGAUGAUUUUUUCCCAAUAAAUGGGGAUAAAACAUACUACUGUCUGUACUUAUCCACAUUUUUUCCUAAUACUGGAGAUGGAGGUGAGUCAAAAGGAAAGGAGUUACUAUGUUUAGCUUUCUAUCUUCCCAAACAUGAACAGGGAAUCGACCAUCGCUAUCCCUAUCACACCUUAGUACCAAACGUUCUCCAAGAAAAGUAAAAGAAAGAAAAUGGCAUCAUAAUCCGUGAGGUCAUCUCCACAAUCACACCUUUUGAAUGAUGAUGACACAUUCAUAACCCAUUUUUACUGUAAAACUUGAUUUCAUGAGCAUUAGUCUUUGUUCAGAAUCACUUGAUCAUGAGUUAUAAGGUGUUAUAUUGUUACGAAAUGUUCCACAAGGACGGUAAAAGUUGGAGAUGUGAUGAGCACUAUGGACAGUAUCAUGUGCUCCUUUUUGUGGCGAAAUCAUAUUCAAGGUGCAUUCCCCGCCUUCCCAGUCCCCCAACCUAAUUAUUUCUCAUCUUAAUGCAAAAUUUAGGGUAAGUUGUUCAAGAUGGUAUUUGUGGUUUUGUGCUGGACUUGGUUCCUGUAAAGUUCUGUUAGUUGUGUAAAUGCUGUCUUUAAAGUGCUCAAGUUUCUCUAAGAAAUGGUGACAUAAAUGUGAUUAGUGUUCUGUCCUCUCUAAGAUUGACCUGCGUUUGUGGAUUAACGAGCUCAGUCUAUGUUGUUGUUUUGAAAUUGGAUCCUUUUAGUUUUGGGUGUUUUGACUUGUUUUGAAUUUUUUUCAGGAGAUCACAAUAGAACAUCCUUGGCGGACGCUCAACAAGGAACCACACUAGAGAAUCACAAUAAGAACAGUCAGUUGCGAAACAAGUCUCUCAAUCCUACUUUGCAUGGGCGAUCAAGCUCAAAUGAUAACCUUAUUAUAAGCUUUUCUGAUGGUGAUGACACUGACUCUAACCCUGAAGAUUCAAUUUCACAAAGAAAGGUUAAUGUAAAAGGGAACAAAGAGGAAGUGGAUAGAUUCAGGAAACCAUUACAAGCAUCACAUCUGCAACCACAAAUUUUGCAACGUGGGAUUGACUAUCGAAGGAAAAUAGUGCCUAUGAAGACAUCUAUAGGUCAUCCAUCGAGUUCAUUAUUCACCAAAGCCCAUGGGCCGUAUUCUAGGAUUUUGGGUCCAUCAGAUGGCCCCACAGUUGAAAACCAAACACCAGUUCAGCGGGACGACUUUACCAAUAAGAUUUUAUCUCAUAAGGAAAUUGGGCAUGUAUCAGAUGUGAAUGUUGCAGAUGAUAAAGUUCGAAGCUUACGUGAGCAAAUUGCAGUACGUGAAAAUGUCCUAAGGCUUCAAAAGAUGUCCUCUCCUGAAAUUAAGGACGUAAUAGCAUUGUCCGAUGGGCUUUGUUCUGAUAGUAGUCUGAAACUGGAAGCGAAAGGACCUACGAUGACCAAUCCUUUUGGUAGCUCCAUCAAUAAAGAGGACAAACGCUUAAAACAUGAUGAACAAUCGUCCACUAAGGUUAGGUCUGAUCACUUGUCACCAGCACAACAUCCUCUGAGAAAGUCUACUGCCCAAACGGAUGGGCAGCCAUUAGAAACAAGUUGCCAUCUUGGGGUCAUGAAUAUGAUUGGAUCCCGCCAACUGGCUGAUGGGCCUGCUUUGGAUGAAAACAAUGCAGUUGAUGAGCGUUAUGGAGGAAUUAAUGAAAACUUCUGUGUUUCUUCGGGCAUUCAUCAAUCACAAAUGGAAGAUAAGGAACCUUCGGUAAUAACUCAUUCUAUAUUCCCCGUGCUCAUGUUACCUAAGGUCACUUUUUGUGGACUGCUGUAGAUUAUUUGAUGUCGGUGGGUUUCUAAAGGUUCUUGAUAACAUAUGACUUUAUUUAUAAUUGUUUACCGUUCUUGGUAGCAGAUGGCUUCAAAUCUAGCAGGUGGCACACUUUGCAAUAACCAAGCAUUAUCUUCCCAAAAGGAAGUUAGUCUUGAUUCAUUCAAUGUAAAACGUCUAGCUCUUUCAAGUUAAUUUCUCUUGGUGGUAUUUUCUGGCUGACUGAGCUAUAAUAUUUUUUUCUUUACUUUGAGUUGUUUACUCGUGGAUAGAGUGCGUUGUGGUUAUCAUGUUACCUUAUUUUGGUUAUUGUUCACUGUUGGCCAUUGUCCAUCUGGCCAAUCUGAUUCAUACUCAUUCCUUUGUAGUUUUGUUAAUUUAACUGUUCUGAGUUUUGCUGUAUGAAAGGACUUUGAUUACUCACUAAGCUACUUAUUUUGAUAUUUAUUUUCUGGUUCUGGCCCUGAUUUAUUUCGGUUAUCUCUACUUUGAUUUUUUUUUCUAGUUCCCGAUUAUGGUUGCUUGUUUUGCUUUUAGUGACCCAAGUUUGAUUACGGUCUCAGUCUUGACAUUUCUGAACUUUGUUUAAGUGGGAGUACAACAUGUUCGUUUAAUACAAAAAGUGUGUUUCAGACUCAAACUAGUUGGGAUAAAAAAACAGGUGCACAGUACAAUUGUAGAGAAUUUUUUUUUGGUUGUAGACUAUUUUGAUCCGGAUCAUCUGGUUUCUGCUGUCCUGCACGAGGGAGAUGCUGCAUAAGGUAGUGCAGGACUCAAGAGGUAUCAGCUUAUUUGGGUCUGCUGCUUGUGUAUUGCUGCAUGUCAAGUGAUGGCUCCUUCAUUUCCAAAAAAAUCUUGGACGUUAUAACUUUUGAAUAUCUGCCACCCGCCCGCAAUCAUAUAGGGGCUAUUUUGUGCUCUCUCUAUUCAUCUUCCUUCGAACUCAAGAAAUUCAGGGUAAGGCUUGAUUUAGCCUUCGGGUGCUAUAUGUUUUGUGCACCCUCAUUUUCUUGUUUAAAUGAAUGGUUCAGAAAAUUGUUACCAUUUCUAUUUGGAUUAUGCAUAAAUUAUGGUAUUUAUUUCUUUCACAUGUUAUCUUGAUAGCCAUGAGCCAAUCAGUACUUGUUUCUUUUAUGCUACAUGUGGUGUAUCCAGUUAUCUAGGACAUCUUCGAGUAAACAUUGCAUUAUUUCUAUUAGUUGCCUCCCUGCAUGUUAUUCCAGUCAUCUUCUUUUUAGGAUACUGUUGAUAUCAAUGGACUGGAAAUUAGUUAUUUUACCAAACUGCAGAAAGCUUUAUUGGAUUAACAUCCCUUUCGUUACUUCUAGCACUAUAAUAUAUGUUUUUCUGUACUCCACUGCUAAGUCAUCUCUGCAGGUUAUAAACUUCAAUAAUCCAUACCAGCUAAUGUCCCAGGAGCAAAGUAAGACCGAUCGAGAAGGUAUACUUCAUCUGGAGGAGUUGCAUGACAAGGAGUUAGAGGAGGCCCAGGAAUUCAGGCGUCAAUGUGAGCUCAAAGAGAUGCAUGCAUUGAAAACCUAUCGCAAAGCACGUGAGGCACUCAUUGCAGCCAAUAACAGAUGCUCCUUCUUAUAUAAGAAAAGAGAAAUGCUUUCUGCAAUUGCUUCGAAAUGGUCGAGCCUGUAGAGAAAAAAAUUCGAAGAUCAGUACUAAUCUUUUACCCGAAGUUGACCACUUGAUGGUUUCUGGACAUCAAGAUUUUGAUCAGGUGGGCUACAAAUUUAGCUCCGAAUUCAUUAAUGGUCCUAUUUUAAUUUCAAAUUUAAAGAAAACUGGAGAUGACUUAACGUCUGGUCUGGCUGAUAAACAAGAUCCCAAUGUGAGAAUCCAGAUAACAUAAAAUUUUCGGACGAUGAGAAUGUCUUUGUCGACAGUGAAGCAUGUUUUCCCAUUGCUGAUGAAUCUCAUGGUCUCAAAUUGUGCAGGAAACUGAUGUGUUAGAUGUUGGAGUAAAAACAUCUAGGGAUAAUAGCUUCAAAAGAACAUCUCCUGUUCAACAUGUGGAGGAUUGUGAACUUGAGGCUUACUUGAGAACAAAACUUGUAGCGAAGUUGGGUACGAAAUCCUCAUUAAAAAGCGCCUCCAAAAGUUACAACACAGAUGGGACAGUGGCAAAACCAAUUGAAACGGUUGCCGGGGAUGAAAAAAGUAGUGCACAUCUGCAGAUGAUAGCUGAUGUGCCCAGUCAGCUAUUGCAGGAGCGUCAGAAAAUUGUGGAAGGUACUGUAAAAUCAUUUUUAUUCUGGUUGUUGAAAUUUGAAUUUUUUGGGUUCGUUGAUUAUGCAUACUUACAUUCUUAAAUAUUCUAAGACGUUGGUAUGAACGUCUAAGCCCUAUCUCUUAGACAUAAUUUAUUUUUACUGUGAUGUAGGACUCCAUGUGCUUAGCUGUUAUUUAGAGAUGCUAAUUUAAAUGACAGUUGACCGAUUAAAUAGUCAACAUAUUUGAGUAGUUACAGUAGGGUUAUACUUGUUGUUAGGGUCACUGGUAGGGUGCCUUAUGUUCAAAAUAAGAUUUCGAUCACAGGAAGCACGUAAACUUCUUCUGACUAGAGUGGUUAAUUAUGAUGUGUUAAGGGUGAGCUAAAAUAUGGAGCAUGGAGCUAGGACUAUGGGAAUUCAGAGUCAAGCAUAACCAGAAACAAUAGAUCUUUGGUAACAAGUUAGAUGAGUGAUCCAUAGUAAGAUUGACAACGAUUAGACUUUGAACUCGUGGGUGGAGACUUGUAACUGACGAUCUUGAAACAAACUGCGCACCAACUACUCUCCUCUUGAUGAUGUUGGGAUCCCACAAAGCUUAAGGGAUGUUAGGGAUCUAGGACAAAAUAACCCUCAAGAUGACACUUUGGGGCCCCGAUCUCACACUGGAGAAGGAUCAGCAAAACCCUCUUGGAGAAACAGCUAAGAGAAAAAAACUCAUUCAAAAGACAGUUCCUUAGCAUCAAUUUGGACCUCCUAUUUAUAUGAGGAAUGUGGGUUCUUUGACAGGCAUACUUAGAUCUGGCCUAAAAAUCUCAAAAGCUCUCAUAACCAAUGGGCUAGAAUUUCGGUCUGAAUUGCUUUAAAAAAUGGGAAAAAACAGUUGGGAUACCAAAGGGUCUUAGAUGGGCUAAAAAACUCGAUGUAAUUAAAAUAUUCAAAGAUAGAUUUAGACUAGUGGCCUACGAAAACCAGCAAAAAAUCCCUAUUCCAUUAUUCACCGAGUCUAAUCAUGUGCGUCCUUUGAGUGUGGACCUUGACAUUGACUCCGAUAUCCUCAUCAUACUGCCAAAAUUUAUACCUACUUUGCUGCACAAUCCCAAUGGCACUAUUUUAACCAUUAGUUUUACUCUUGAGCUGUGAGUACUCAACUAGGCUCAAACUGUUAGUAAUAUGUUAGGGGAACGGUGAGAGAGGGUGAAGUUAUUAUUGGCAUGAGUACAUUAAUGCAGUAUUAUUGCAGUUGAGUCUAUCUAUUUUCGUAACAAAUCUACCCAAAAAUGGAGAAAAACCUCUCUUGCCUUUUACCAAUAGUUCCAACUCUGGCCUUUUUUAUUCUUUCAUGCAUCUCAAUAGCUUCAGAAUAGUUAUGCAUUUAAAGGGUGUAGUUUCCACUUUUUAUUGUUUUUGUUGUAUGUGCAUUGUACGUUUGACUUGUUUGUUCAAUUUUUUAGGCUCUGAAAUUCCUGGGAGAUACUGCAAUCAGGUUACUGAGCGAAUAAUUCAAUCCGAUGUUGAUGAUCUCUGCCUCAAAGAUAUCUCCAUAAGUAUAAAUCCUGAAGAUGAUAGUUCCUAUCCAAAAGUUGACCGCAGUCUCAGCCAAGUUGCAGUUUUCUCUGUACCUUCUGUUCUACAGAUUGUAUGCAAUCAUUUCAAACUUUUGCCUCCAGAACUAAGUAUCUCACACAAAGACCUUACUGAUGUCAGAGCUAAGCAUAACAUGUUGCUAUCGUCUUUACCUAUUAUGGGUUCUCAUAAUGUUGAUUUUUCACUUGAUCUCUUCUGGCCACUUUGUAUGUUUGAGCUCCGUGGUAAAUGUAACGAUGAUGAGUGCCCAUGGCAACAUCUCAAGGGUCAGAAUCGACAGAAAACAAACCCAGUUGUCUCCGCAAAUUUGUCUUCAGGUGCAUAUCUAUUACAAGUCUCAAUGCAUUUGUUGACCUUGCCAUUUAUUUGAAGUGGAAACCUUAUACUUAUCUGAAUCCAUAAGCUUAUAUUUCCUUCUAUUUCUGCAGCUAAUCAGGUUGAUUCUUCACAAAGCCUUGGAAAAGUUAAUGGUGUUCAUGGAUUUCCACGUAGACUUCGUUAUAAUACUUUGCCAAUCCCAACAUAUCACAUUGGUACAUAUCUGAUAGAAGCCGACACACUGUUAUCCCAAUCUGUCCUGGCCUCCUGUACGCAACAAUAUUGGGACAUUGCGUUUUGUGCAUCUCUCUCGUUACCUUUAUCUGUUCGGAGGGUUCUUCCUUCAUAUAUACCAUUUUCAUGUGCUGGUGAUGUCCAUCCUGCCAAUGAAGAUAAUUGGAACAGGCCGUCAUUAUAUUUUUCAUGUGAAGCUGACACAACGGUUUGUCUUUGUUCUAAUUGCCAUCUCCUACAGUAUAGCAGUCUAAAAUAUGUUGUUUACUGCUGGAACGUAGCGAUCUUAUUUAAGUAGAGUGUUUUAAUUUGAAACUUUAAUUUUUAUUUUUUUUUGCGGUAAAUGGCUUGGCAUGGUACGUGCCAACCUCAGAUAAGUGUGACGAGUAAUGUAGAAAGGCAGACACUGGAUUUUCUUAUUAGUUGUGACAAAGUCAUGUGCAUUGCCGUUGUUCUGUUAACAAAACUGUAUGCCAAAUACCUAUUUAUUGUCUUUCAGGAUUGUUAAAAAAUCUCAUCUGUGUGCAAUGAUAUCCCUUUCCGCCAGUUUGUGUGCAUACAGAUAUUUUGGUUCUCAGAAUAUCUUGUCACUGGUCUUUUGGCUGCUUGAAAGUGUAUUGUUCUCACACUUACAUACACACACACACACACACCGGGCCCAACUUGUACAGAGACUCCAGGAAGUCCAUACCAUGAAUACCUGAUUUCUCCAUUUUCUUCCAAAAUAUAAGUGCACAGCUUCUGUUUAGCCUUGGAUGAAACUUUUCUUCGUAAUAGUGCAGUAUCAUAUUUUAUAAGUUUUUACGUCAUAUGUAUAAUUGUUUGCUGUUACUUGCCAGGUAUUAUGACAAUCAGUUUCUCUAAGUUUGGUCCCAUGUUUAUCAACUUAGAUUUUUUUUUUUUCAUAUAUUGAUUAUAGCUUAUCCAUCAUACUUUGAUCUUUAGAAUGUUUUCUUUUUGUAAAUAUUUUCCCUAGAAAAAAUUGAAGCAAGGCUUGAGUGAUCCUGAACAGACCCUGGAGAUGGCACUUGAUCUUCUAAACAAGAAGAUGAGUAGCAUGCCUCUGAAAAAGAAGGUAGCGAUUCUUACCAGUUAAUUACUGGACCACUUUUACAAUUUUGUUUUUUUUCUUCUGAAUCCACAUGUGCCAACAGAUUUAAUGUUAACACCACGUUUUAUGUGAAUCUUAUGGUGAAUGCUAAUCAACAGAAUGCUUUAGAGACUUGUUGACUUUGUUGGAUAAGAAUAGCAACCAAAAGAAAAAGAGAAAAAAAAGGAAUUUGAUUUAUAUGCUCUGUUGGUUUACGCUAGGUUCUUUCUUCAAACCUGUUAAUUUAUGCUUGCAUCCUUUUGUCGUAUGUAUCAUCCAAAGGUUAUUUCUAGAUUAUGUGAGGCUGAGACAUUGAGUGGGUCACUGGUACCCUGUUCUCUCUCAUGUUAACCUGGCACCAGAGAGGCUUGUCACUGGCAUCUAGAACAAAAAUUAUAAGCGGUUGCUUCAGAGCUCAAUCUCAGUGCACAUUCAGUCUGUGGUAAGGAUGCCACUUUCAAUGUGGCGUCCAUCACCGUAUUUAAUCUGUCAUCCUUCACCAUCGCUACAGAUGCAUAUUUCAUUUGCUUUUCCGAAUAGAUGCGAACCAUUUUAUUAACGAAGUCUAACAUAGUUUUGGACCUUUCUUCCAGGCAUUGUCUCUCUUAGCACGUGCUCUUGAGGCGGACCCAAAUUCUACUAUCCUCUGGAUUGUGUAUCUCCAUAUUUACUAUAGGAAAGAGAAGUCCGUUGGCAAGGAUGACAUGUUCUCCUAUGCGGUAUUUUGGAUUUUAUUAUUUUCAAUAAUUUUAUGGGAGCCUUAA